AAUCGUCAAGUUCCAGUAGCUAGUAUCUGUUCAUAACCACGUGUUGAUUCGGUGCUACCCUUGUUUAUAUUGACGUGCAAAGUGUGUUGGUGAAAGAAGAAACGUAGAAAUAAUUGGAUAAUUAUUAAUGCAUGUGCCUCAGGAGAUGCCAUUUUGAUUUAGUAUUUCGAUUAGUUAAAUGUUUUAUUAAAUUUAUCCCGCAAUAGUCAUUCCAUGAUGGACAUCAUGCGACAGCAAGGAAACCUUAACUAUCUAGAAUCUACUCUUCAAACUUCAUUGGAGUCGAAGGUGGAACUGGACAUGCUGCAUGACAACCAGUACGCCCACAUAUACACAUCAUAUUCUGAUGGCAAUUACAGUCCUUCUUCCAGUCCUAUCAGCAUCACGUCUAGUAUCCCGAGUCCUGGUCACAAUGACAAUGCAAACACCAUUAGAACAUUUUAUGAUCUCACCAACUGCAGUCCCAUGAAAAUGAUGAAUAGCACUGCUUUUGUUUUCCCUGAAACCAAUCUCGCAUACAAAGGCUCAAAGGCAAUUACCGGCCCUACGAGUAUCAGGCCAGUUAGACACUACAGCUCUAUCGCCCCAAAGACAAUUUCCGAUCUUAGUAACGCCUUCACUUUUAGCAAUACUUCGAAUAAAGCCCAGGAUGGGGUUUUAACUCGAGUUCAAGACGAUAAUACCUCACCCAACUAUUCAGGCAACUACCGAACUGUUCAGAAUCAACAGUCUCAACUGAAUUCGGAUUCUGGCAUUCCUGGAGAAGAAGAAGACAUGGGGGAUGACGAGGAUAGCUUGUUUGGUGACAGCAAUGAAAUGUCCCCGAUGCGUUCCUCAACCAAGCGCAAAACUUCCGAAAGGGCUCCCGCACCCCUGAUUAUGAAGAAGCGUCGAUUGGCCGCCAAUGCACGGGAAAGGAGGCGAAUGCACAGCCUGAACGUUGCAUUUGAUCGCCUCAGAGACGUUGUUCCGUCCAUAGGUAACGACAGGAAGCUGUCCAAAUAUGAGACUUUGCAGAUGGCUCAAAGUUAUAUCACAGCACUAAGUGAACUAUUGUUGAGAGAGUAAGAUAUAUUGUCCAUUACAUCCAUUCUCGCAUUUGAAGCCAAAUUUGGCAAGAAGUGUGUUUUUUUAGGGACUUCGUGCCAAUUUUCUAUUUCCAGUGACAUGGGUAACAACAUUCCAAUUUGUGGAAAAGUUCCUUGCAUUCGCACUUUAAUUCUUAUCUUGAAGUAAGGUUAAAUAAUAAAAAUGGUGCUUUUUAUAUAACACUCCUUUUAGAGACUGUUCUGUAAAAAGGAGAAGAAAUGACUAAUUUGAUACAUACGAGAGUAUUUCAUGUAUUUAACUAUGUUUUUGGAAAAACACUUAUUACAGAUGUAAUUCUUUUAGUCUUAAGAACAUAGAUGUUUUUCCUAAAAUUUUGUGUUAUAGUAUUUUCAAUUUUUCAGACAGUCUUUUACUUUCAAUUUUUCUACUUUAUUUCAGUGUAUGUUUGAUUUUAGUACAAACGUGCUCAAAACAGUUGUUCAAUGUUCAUUUUUUUCAUCAAUAUAUGCCUAAAGUAUUAUGAAAAAGACUCGUGAUAUUUUUUGUUAUGCAACUAUGUUAUUGAAUAUCGCACAUAUAAAUACCUCAUUGUAUUUCCUAAGUUGCUUUCAUUCCUUUUUGAGCAAUUUUGUUAGACAUCCUCCUGCAAUAGGAGGAAUUUUGCAUUAUGUUUAUUUAGAUUUCCCAGGUAAAAUGUUAGUCAAUUUUGUAUGCCAUGAUUGUAUUCUAGUCUAUAAGUUGUAAAACUUGUUACUUUAAUUUCUUUGGAUACUUUUUCUGUAUUUAAAGUCUCGCAGUUUUUUUUAUUGUUUGAAGGGGGGAAAAAAAGAAUAAGAAUCGAUAUUUCGCCAAGAAAUGAAAAAAAUAUCAAAUAAAUUCUUAAAAUUAUUUGAUAUUUCAUUCCAUAUGAAUUUAAGAUUUAAACUUCAUCUUUAUCACUGCAAAUUAAAAUGUGAAUAAAUUGAUUUUUUA
This is a messenger RNA of Argiope bruennichi, 2022 nucleotides long. Its product is annotated as protein atonal-like. The record is from RefSeq and is a predicted model, not a curated record. NCBI's taxonomy places the organism in Eukaryota, Metazoa, Arthropoda, Arachnida, Araneae, Araneidae. Gene Ontology annotation, molecular function: protein dimerization activity. The coding region runs from base 214 to 1068 and encodes 284 amino acids. The transcript is spliced from 2 exons.